Molecule: messenger RNA, 1092 nt
Organism: Eremothecium gossypii ATCC 10895
Lineage: Eukaryota; Fungi; Ascomycota; Saccharomycetes; Saccharomycetales; Saccharomycetaceae
Product: AFR177Cp
Exons: 1
Coding region: 1-1092 (363 amino acids)
Cellular component (GO): cytoplasm
Molecular function (GO): zinc ion binding; ubiquitin protein ligase activity
Source: RefSeq, marked provisional
AUGAGCGAGGUAAGUGUCAAGGAGUAUAUUUCGCAGCAAGAGGCGCUGGAGCGGCAGGCUAGAGAGGCAAUGCCAGGGGACCCAACGAAAUGCACGUACUCCAUGGGGCCGCUAAGACAGCCGAUAUUUGCAUGCCGGACAUGUGGCGAUAUCGGGGUCUGCUACUCGUGUUCCAUACAGUGCCACACGGAGUGCGACUUGGUCGAGCUGUUCGAGAAGAGGCAGUUCAGCUGCGACUGUGGCACGGAAAGACAGAAGUCUGCAGAGAAGACGUGUAAGUUGAGGGAAAACAGCACUGCUGACAUCCCCGAUUACUCAAAUCGGUACGGGCAGAACUUCAAGGGUCUCUUCUGCUGGUGUGCGCGGGAGUAUUCGCCGGAGAAGGACGCGGUGAUGGUGCAGUGCCUGCUCGGCCUCGAGUGCAACGAAGACUGGUACCAUGACCACUGCAUAAUGGGAGUCCGCGAUGAUCCAGACAGUGCUGAUGCAGAGCGCGAGCUGCCGGGCUUUCCUGCACUCGACACAUUUGCCGCGUUUAUCUGCUGGAAUUGUGUCCAUAAAUAUGAGAUGCAGUUCAAGCGCCUGCUCGCUCAUGAGCUAGCUGAUCAGCUUAUUGCAGACACGGUCGACUGGAUUCCAACAGACACGCCGGCCGAGCGCGCAGCACUUUCGGACGCUGAUCGUGCUAUGCCAGGUGCGGCGGGGUCGAAGCGCAAGGCCGCAGACCAGAUUUACUCUAUUUUCUUGAAGGAGGGCUAUUCCGCAGUGCUUGAGCGCGUCAGAGACUCGCUACCCCCAGGCGACAAGCUCAGAAUCUUUCUGACUGAUAUUGCACCGUUUCUAAUCCAUGAGGACCCGGUUUACGAGCCUCCAGAAGACUCUGACCCCGUAUCCUCGUAUGAGGCUGCCUCUCGCGCUCUGGACAUGGUGAGCCACGAGCGCGCGCUCAAUGGCAUCCUGGCAUACCAGGCGUUCAAGACGAAGCUUUCGGAGUUCCUACAGCCUUUCGCAGAUACCGGAAAGGUAGUCAAGGAAGAGGAUAUCAAGUCUUUCUUUCAGGCGCAAAAGGAGCCUCCAGAGGACUCAUCGUAA